This is a messenger RNA of Gopherus evgoodei (Goodes thornscrub tortoise), 8435 nucleotides long. It is a transcript of the gene MN1, whose product is annotated as MN1 proto-oncogene, transcriptional regulator. The coding region runs from base 356 to 3769 and encodes 1137 amino acids. Gene Ontology annotation, biological process: regulation of DNA-templated transcription. The record is from RefSeq and is a predicted model, not a curated record. The transcript has 2 exons. NCBI's taxonomy places the organism in Eukaryota, Metazoa, Chordata, Testudines, Testudinidae.
CGUAAGUGCCGCGGCCGCUCGGAGAGCCCCGGGCUGCGUGGGGCGGAGGCCCGCACCCAGGCGGACCGGUUUCAUUCCCUGGAACUUUGUUUGGAAGCCGGGGCUGACGCUGCCUGUUUCUCCGUGCCCGCCCCGCCCGAGCGCAUCCCCGCUCAGCGCCCCCACGCCCUGGCCACCUGCCCCGCAAGAUGUGAGCGCGGGGACAGCUCCCUGGGGACCCGGCUCGCCCCGCCGCUGCCUGCCGCAGGGACACCGUGACUUGGGUGCUCCCGCUCGCUGCGGUUCCGAGCGCGCUCCUGGGGGAGCCGGUCCGAGUCGCGCACCGGGGUGCCAUGCCCAACUGAUCCCCAGAAGUAUGUUUGGGCUGGAGCAGUUUGAGCCGCAGAUGAGCAGCAGAAACGCCGGACAAGGAGAAAGAAACUUUACCCAGGCCGGACUGACCAUGAACUCCCACUUCAAAUCGGCAACUUUCCACUCUGGGGGCCCCGCGGACCCGGCCAUCAGCGCCCUGGCCGAGCCUCCCAUCCUGGGCAUGAACAUGACUGGGGAAGCGUACGGCUUCCAUGCCCGGGGCCACUCGGAGCUGCAUGCAGGGGGGAUGCAGGCUCAGCCGCUUCAUGGCUUUUUCGGCAACCAGCAGCCUCACCACGGUCAUCCCACCACCCACCACCCGCACCAGCAUCACCCGCACUUCAGCGGCAACUUUGGGUCCGAGCCCAGCGCCUCCUGCUUGCAUGGAGGGCGGCUGAUGAGCUACAACAGCAUGGGCAGCCAGCAAGCGUUUGCGGAGGGAUAUGAACAUAUGGCCGAGAACCAAGGAGGCGAAGGCUUUGGACAGCAAAGGUCAGGUAACAUGCCUGAUUUCCAGCACAACUCCAGCGCCUCUAACCACGCCGUGCCAGCACCCUGCCUGCCACUGGAUCAGUCCCCCAACCGGGCUGCCUCCUUCCAUGCGCUUCCAGCCUCCAGCUCCUCGGAUUCCCACAGCCUGGAGCAGAGGCGGCUUCCCAACCAGGGAGGCGUCGAUUCUUUGGAAUACAAUUACCCUAGCGAUGGCCCUUCAGGACACUUUGAUCUCCCAGUGUUUUCUCCUUCCGAGUCAGACGGGCAGCUUCCUCACUAUGGUGCUGGCAGACAAGUUCCUGGGGGCGGCAGCUUCCCUGGCACGUCUGUUUUGCCCAGAGCACCAGGCAUGGCGGGGAUGUCCAAAGUUCACCCGCAGCAGCAACAUGGUGUGUUCUUUGAAAGGUUUGGAGGUGCUCGUAAGAUGUCUGUGGGCAUGGAGCCUGGCCUUAAUGCCAGACAUCCUUUAAUGCAACAGCAGCAACAGACAGGUUUACUGGCCAGACAAAACUCCUGUCCGCCAACAAUUCCUAGGCAACAGCAAACAGAAGCCAAUACUCCCAACCCCAACUUGCAGGACAAUGGGCCAAUAAUGCAGAACCAGCAUGCACAGUUUGAAUACCCUAUUCAUAGACUGGAGAAUAGGAAUAUGCAUCCAUAUACUGAUCCCGUGUUUAAUAUGCAGCACCCUCCUCCGCAGCAGCAACCAAAUCAAAGACUGCAACAUUUCGAUGCCCCCUACAUGAACGUGGCCAAGAGGCCUAGGUUUGACUUCCCCGGUAACCCCGCUGUCGAUAGGUGCGCGUCCUGGAAUAACAGUCUGCACAGCGCGGGCCUGGAAAACCAUCUAUCGCCUUCCGCCUACCCCGGCCUUCCGGGCGAGUUCACGCCCCCGGUGCCGGAGAGCUUUGCGCCGGGGCCGCCGCUCCAGCACGCAGGCCCCGACCCCCAGGCCCUGCAGCAGCGCCAGAACGCCGCCCUGAUGAUCAAGCAAAUGGCGUCCAGGAACCAGCAGCAGAGACUCCGGCAGCCCAGCCUGCAGCAGCUGGGGCACCACGCGGACGUCGGCCCGAGCAGCCUGGUGCACGCGGGCCCCGUCGGCAACAUGCCGCAGCCCGGCUUCGAGCGCGAGAGCGGCGGCCGGGGGCCCAACUUCGAGCCGCAGGCCCCGCACCUGGCCCCGGACAGCGGCUGGUUCCCCGGCCCGCCCCCGCCGGGGGAGCUGCUGCCGCGGCGCAUGGGCGGCCCCGCCGAGCCCGGCCUGCCGCAGAACGGCUCCGGCCUGCUCUUCCGGCCGGCCGUGGAAGGACACGUGCCGGCCCUGCACUCCCCGGGCGUGCACGCCCCGUUCGGCGCCGGCCUGGCCCCGCUGCAGUCCCCGGGCGCCGGCGUGGGGCUGCCCAGCGCGCCCGCCGAGCGCCGGCCGCAGCCCGACUUCGCCGCGCCCCCGCUGGGCGGGCCGGCGGGCUUCGCCUUCGGCGCCUCGGGCCGGGCGGCCCCGCCGCACAGCGCCAGCGCCUCGCCCGGCGCCUUCCCGGCCGCGCCGCCCGAGUUCCCGGCCAGCAAGCUGGGCGCGCUGUCGCUGGGCUCCUUCGCCAAGCCGGCCAAGGAGAACGUGUUCGGGCAGAGCUGCCUGGCCGCGCUCUCCACCGCCUGCCAGAACAUGAUCGCCAGCCUGGGCGCGCCCAACCUGCACGUCACCUUCGCCAAGAAGAGCCCGCCCGAGGGCAAGCGCAAGCUGGGCCCGCCCGAGCCCGACGGCGGCCCGGCCCCCGGCCCGGACUUCUUCCCCGGCCCGGCGGCCAAGGCCCCGCCCGAGAGCAGCCUGUCGCCGGGCUACGCGCCCGAGGCCCCGGCCGGCGAGGGCAAGGCGGCGGCGGCGGCGGCGGCGGCCGGCGGGCGAGGCCGGGGCCGGCGGAAGCGGGACAGCGGCCACGUCAGCCCGGGCGGCUUCUUCGACAAGUUCCCGCCGGCCGAGGGCGGCGGCGCGGGCAGCCCGGGCCCGCCCGACAAGCCGCUGGCCUCGCCCUCCUGGGCCAAGGGCGGCGAGCUGCUGCUGGCCGAGCAGCCCGACCUCCUGGCCUCGCUGGACAGCGGCAUCCAGAGCGCCAGCAAGUCGGACGGCGGCUCCCCGCGCGGGGACUUCCCCGACGAGCCCAGCCCCGCCUACGGCCACGAGGACGAGGUGUCCUCCAGCUCCGACAGCGCCCUGGCCAAGCCCACGCGCAGCCCGCUGCUGGGCGGCUCCCCCAAGCUGCCGCGGGCGGAGCACGCGCUGCUCGGCGCCCAGAAGCCGCUGGCCCUGGGCCUGCUGGGCGCCGCGGCCGCGGCCCCGGACGGCUACGGGCUGGGCGGCGCGGGCGCCCACCCGGCCACCCCGGGCCUGGAGCAGGUGCGCACCCCCACCAGCACGUCGGCCCAGGACGAGAUCCACCCGCUGGAGAUCCUGCAAGCGCAGAUCCAGCUCCAGCGGCAGCAGUUCAGCAUCUCCGAAGAUCAGCCGCUGGGCAUGAAGAGCAAAAAGGCCGAGUGCCCCGGCCAGAACGGGGAGGGCGAGUUGAACAGUUGUUGCUCGGAUAACGUCAAAGGUGCCAUGAGCACGAUAGACCUGGACUCUCUGAUGGCAGAGCAUAACUCCACCUGGUACAUGCCUAGCGAGAAGUCCUUGAUGGAGGGACAAGAGGAGGACAAACCUUUGGCACCGUGGGAGAAGUCAAAGCCUCAGAAUCCCAGCAAAGAAGCCCACGACCUUCCCCAGAACAAGACCUCAGCUGCGGCGCAGACUGGCAGCCAUUUGCAAUGCCUCUCGGUCCACUGCACGGAUGACAUGGGCGAGUCGAAGGGCCGGACUGCGGUGCCGACAUGGAGAUCCCUGCACUCAGACAUCUCCAACAGAUUUGGGACUUUUGUGGCUGCCCUGACUUGAACAAAAGGAAAUUAUUUUUUUCUCUCAAUUUUAAAGGGCCGCUACUUCUACGUGGACUAUUUUUCUAGGUUGGUACCUGCUUAGUGGCAUAUGGACUGGAAAGGGUUAAUUUAAAGUAAACCUCAAUUUUUUUAAUCUUCUGCCACAGUAUGUUACCAGUGUUAACCCUUCUGCAGUUAGCACACUUUUGUUUAAGAUUUUCCUGUUAGAUCAUUUCCCCCAUUAUUCCGUGAUCUUGGCAUACGUUUAUAGAUGAGGCCUUUUCCUUUCAUCUCAACGUAUGUCCAAGUAGUGUGUCAUAAUAAGACAGACACUUCUCCUUCUUUUUGUUUUUUCUUCUUUUUUUUUUUUGCCCCACCCCCUCCUCCGCUUUGUUCAGUGCUUAUUAAAAUGGAAAUCCUGAAGAAUGGCAGUUCAGGAAUAAAUGCCGGUUGAAGUGAAAUUGUCAUCAUAUUAUAUAUUGACACCAAGCUUUCGUCAGUCACAACCAAACCAAACCAAACAAUUAAUGCUCUAUUAAGUAUUCAGUCUGUGAUUUUUGUCUCUCCUGAGAUAAUUUAUUUUUUAUUAUCAAGAAUACAUUCAGCCUUCAUAUCUGCUGUUAAGUGGAAACAACUAUUCAGUUUAUUUGCUGACUUGAAGCCCACAUAUAGAGUGUUAUUCUGAACAAUAGGGCCUGGAGCAGUGAAGCCUGGUUGACCAAACGUGUUUUAAAAAAAAUUGAAACUGCUAGUUAAAGCAUUUUAAUCCCUUCUCCACCAAGGGCCAAGGUUUGAGUGGGAUUCCUUACACCCUUCUUUCUCUUACUAGGGAGGCUUGGGGAGUGCAGAUCACCUCCAGGACACAGUGUGUAUCUAAAGUCCCCACAUCUUUAAUUUUGCUCCCAGAAGAAGGGAAGUUUAAAUACCACAUUAUCUCUAUAACGGUUGAAGCAGGGGCUCCUUUUAAGGAAAAUCACAUACCAAACACCGUUUGUACUGUACUCUUCCUGUGAAACAACUUCCUGGUUACGUGAAUGUAAAAAAGCUCUGAUUCCUUGACAUGAGGAACUCCCCUGUGCUAGGCUAAAUUUAAAUCCGCCAUCCAGCCGUUACUUAGGCCUUGUCAACACUACCACUUAUGUUAGCAAAACUUACGUCGCUCAGAGGUGUGAAAAAAACACCCCCUGGACGACAUAAGUUUCGCCAGCAUAAGUGACAGUGUGCACAGUGCAAUGUCAGUGGGAGAGCUUCCCCUGCGGACACAGUUACUGCUGCUUGUUGGGGGUGGUUUAGUUAUGUUGACGGGAGAACUCUCUACCAUCGGCACAGAGUAGCUAUGUGGGAGAUCUUACAGUGGCACAGAUAAUGGUUGCCACACUUCUUAUUUCCCUCGAGGCCCAGCCCCCUUCUUUGCCUCUUCUCCCCCCUUCCCCCCCUCCAAGAUACCUCCCCCUGUUGCUCACUGGAUCAUCUCCACCUCUCACCGCACCCCACCCCACCCACCAGCUAGGCUCCCUCUGCUCCCGGGCUGGGACAGGAGCUGCUGCAGCCUGACAAGGAGCUUGUCUGCAGGUAGGAACGGCCUCAGCUGAGCGGGGGCUGGCAGGAGUUAAUGACUCGGCACCUCCCCUUGCCCUGCGGUAACUGGAUUGUUGGUGUCUGGUCAGUACAUCUGACCAGACGCUGCCAGGUCCCUUUUUCAACCAGACUUUCCGGUUGAAAACCAGGCACCUAGCAACCGGACACAGAAGCCAAAAGCCGCACUGCGUGGGUAAAACCUGGGUGGGUGGCAACCCCAGUGCAGCUGCAUCGAUACAGCUGUGCCACUGUAAGCUCUCUAGUGUAGAUGUAGCCUUAAAUGACCAAAGUUAGUCACAAGUCAGCACUGAAGCAAAGGCGUCAUUUUUUGGCUAAAGAAGAAGGUGCCUCAGAUUGCUGGUAAAGUUUUUAGUGUAGCUGCUUGUCCCCUUUUUCCACAGCAGGGCUUUGGUGCCAUUACUCCAAGUGCUACCCUUUAAUGUAUGUCACUGCGAAUGUUGAAUAUGUGAGAUAAGGCAUUUUCAGGAGUGGAACCAAGCAUGAAGCUGGGAAAUUUGGUACAUAUCAGUACGUACUGGUGGGUAUCCUUUUCAUUCUAGCCAGUCCUCACAUUUGUGCACCUGUAUGUCAGAGAUUAGCAUUCUCUAAACUGCCCAGGGUGCUGGUGGAGCCUAAAGUAGAUCCCAUAAUUCCUGCUGGUAAAGACAGUUUCUUUUUGACGUUUGUCGUGUUUUAAGGACAGUAUUAUUAGAUACAUACAAUAAAAGGAAACCAUUCUUUCCUGCCCUUCACAGAUAAUACUCAUCAGGACAGAAAGCUGGAAACAAAUGAGCUAAAAACAAAAAUUAAAAGAUGAUCGGACACUGGUGUGGUUUUACGUAACGUUAUCUAUAAUCUGCGUAGCCUCUGCUUACAGUAGGACUAAACGCUCCCACCGUUCUUCAGAUGUGUUCAGUCCAGUGAUGCUGGAACAGUUUUUAUAGUGGGGGUGCUGAAGGUGGAAACCAUGUAUUUGGGUGGUUGUUACUAUUUCAAGCCAGUGGGUGUGGCAGCACCCCUGUUUCCAGCACUCAGUCUCCUCCACUCCUUUGUGGUUACUAAGACCGCUGGAGGAUUAGAUCAUAGCUGUGAAAUAAAGGACUGAAACACCAUGGUUAUUUAUCACUUGCUUCAUGGAUUCACAGUGUGCCCCUUUUUGAGAGUUGGUGUUCAGAGGUCUGUCUUGAAUUUAUCUUGGAUGGUCGCAUUGGGCCAUUGGUUUUUAAGCAGAGUUCUGUAUUGAUACCACUGGGGAGGGAAUUGUGCUUAAAAACUCAUGCUAUAUUGUGGUACUGAAAUCUUUCAAUCAUGCUGUUUCAAAACUCUCAACAUAUUAAAUGAUGUUACAGAUGGUAUUUAACUUGUCACGUUCUCCUAGCUCUCUUAUUUGGAACAAGCUCUCAUUGGCCUUACGUGGAUUUAUUUUCCAGUUGUGUAACUGCUUACUGAGUUGACUUGGGUGAAUUUUUUUUUAAACUAGGAAAUUAUAAUAAGGGUCCUUGAGUUUUAGUUGUUCUUUGUUUCAGAAUUUAGAAAACAUCCCUGAUUUUGAGAAACUUUUAAUCUUUUUUUAGAAAGAUUUUAUUGACGCUGGAACGGUUACUGGAAAUACGGCGUUUGCCCCUGCUAUAAUUUGGUGAAUAUGGAGUUAGCUUGUAUUCACGACACUUGGCUGGAUCCAGAUGAAAGGCUCAAAUCUUCUACCCUUCACCUACUCUAAAUAACAUUGUAUGAGGUAAUAUAUAUCCCGAUGUAACAAUUGUUACCCAGCUUCACUUUGGAGAACACGCCCCAACCCAAGAAAGCACAGUUUAAGUCCCAGUUCCACAGAGUACUUAAUUUUAAAUAUAAGUAAUUCCAUCUCUAGUCAUCAAAGCACUUAUGCAUGUGCUUUCCUUGAGGCACGUGUUUCUCUCAUUAGCUUUAAUGGAAUUUAAGCCAAGUUUUAAAAAAAAGUAGGAGGGGGAGGAAAUUUGGUUCGGUCUGCGGAACUGCCUGUUUAUUUAUCACAACUGUUUGGACAAUACUACAGAUCUGCUUAACCUUUUUGGUAGCUUUGUUCCAUCCACCAUGUCUCCCUGGCUUGUAAAUGGCUUAUUCUCACCUUAACUGAGGGACAGAAUGCCAGCUGCCUAAUAGUAAUUAUUGAGGUGAUACCAGCACAUUGCAGUGGGAUUUCAGGGUGCCUAUUUGCAAAAUUCUGGUGGAAUAAGGUGUAUGCAUUUAUUGACCAGGUCAGUGUUUGUUACUAAGUUUUUGUCACCUGUAAUAAGUUUCCUGUCCAGCUUCUCCAUUGAUUUGAUGACAAGUGCGCUGAUUUUUUUAAACAUAUACGAAAUAUCAGCAAAGCAGUAGAUUAUAAAAAAAAAUAGUUUCUGGAAUAAUACUUGUCUUCAUUUUUAAAAUGCUUUGAGAGCUAAAGAUGAAAAAUGCUGUGUGAGAGCUAGGUAUCACUAGAUCUCUAUUUUAUAGGGCAGGAAAGCUACAGGGUGGAGAGUGACUUGAGAUGAGUCCCAGAGCUGGGACUGUAACACUGUUCUCCUAACUCCUAGUCCAGUGUAGUACCCAUUGGCCUAUCUGCUUCUUCAGUAUAAUUUUAAAAUUCCUGCCUUUGAGGACAAUCUAAUCCAAUAAGUAAUGAAAUUCAGUGAAUUGCAAAUGCUGCAAAAGUGGCUGCAUAAAGACAAAAAAAAAGUUUAAAGUGCAUCUGCAUAUUUUGAAAGACUUCAUGGGGGUAAAAACAGUAGUUUUAUGGUAAAUAUGCAUUUAUCAUGUGUACAAGUUUCAUUUCGUGUUGCAAACAGCUGCCUGAAAUAAUAUGGCUUCAUACUGCAGUGUCCACUUUGGUCUGCCUGGCAUUUUCAGUUGCUGUACACAGGCACGUAGUCUAGGCAGUAGUCUAAGCAGCAUUUUAGAAAUUAAAUCUUUUAGUUCCGACCCCUUGAAGGUAAAUUUCUCCCUGCACAGUGUUUGCUGACUUUUUUGAUAUGUUAAAAGAAAUCUCAUACUUACACUUCGAGUUUAAGUAUAGUAGCAUAUUGAGCAAAAUAUCUUUUUUUUUGUUUGUUUUAAGUUAUGGGGAGUAAUGAAUCAUCUUUGUCAAAAAA